Messenger RNA from Fomitiporia mediterranea MF3/22, 6656 nucleotides. Its product is annotated as P-loop containing nucleoside triphosphate hydrolase protein. The coding region runs from base 184 to 4506 and encodes 1440 amino acids. The transcript is spliced from 35 exons. Gene Ontology annotation, biological process: transmembrane transport. NCBI's taxonomy places the organism in Eukaryota, Fungi, Basidiomycota, Agaricomycetes, Hymenochaetales, Hymenochaetaceae. The record is from RefSeq and is a predicted model, not a curated record. Gene Ontology annotation, molecular function: ATP binding; ABC-type peptide transporter activity; ATP hydrolysis activity. Gene Ontology annotation, cellular component: fungal-type vacuole; membrane.
ACUUCAAUUAUAGCAUGGUCGUUCUGCUGUGACCUCGUUCACUCCCUCCGUUUCCCUCGUCUGGUUUAUAGAGUCUAUGCUUGUCUUACGUCUCCCUUCCGGAACUUCCUCCAUCUUGAAGAUCUCGAAGAAGCAUCCAGCCCAAUACCCACACGGAAACCGCCGCAAUGGAAAAACAGGUCUAUGCUAUCCUUGUCCAUGCUUGAGAUUUUCCUUCUGCUCUUGCACCUUGCAAUAAACUGGUCCCGGGAAACACACUUGUUUAAUGGCAUUUCUUUGUUGGUCGCUUGGAUCUAUGCAACGACGAAAAUAUGGUGGCGACCUCCAACAACGCCACCUUAUCUCAUAUUUCUCUUCUAUAUAAUGAACUUUGUGUGCUCGUCGAUCAACACCGUCACCAUCUUGAAGACAGGGAACUACCAGCUUGAAACCUUUAUACUGUCGAGCGUGGACAUUAUUGUUUCACUAUCGCUCGUAUACAUAGUUGGAACGUUCCCAGUGAAAGAAUUUUUACCAGGACCGUCUGUAGCGACAGCGCAUGGGACCCCGUCUAGUGCGGAGACAAUGCCCGAGGACAACGUCACUUUAUGGCAAUGGUGCACAUUCUCCUUCGCGGAGCCUAUCUUCCAUAUCGCUCAAAAGGGAAGGCUCGAAGUAGCGGACGUAUGGUCACUAUCGCCGUUUUUCAAGCACAAGAAUCUUUUCUUAAAAUACUUAGAGUACCGUAAUCGCCAUCCAACACAUUCAUUGCUUCGUUUCUUGAUUGCAUCUAAUUCCCUUGACCUCAUUUUGGACAUUGUCCUUGAGCUUUGGAGUGCCGUUGCAGUUUUUGGAUGCGUGUACUCCCUUCAGCGGAUUCUUUCUGCUUUGGAAGCGACUCCAAAGGCCUUGUCGGAAGCAUAUUUUUUUGCCUUCGUCACCUUUGUCCUUCAUUUGUCUUUUGCCCAAGUUGAUCUUUUUCAAGCUUGGCAUUCCAGACGCUCGUACGAACGAGCACGGGGUCAGCUUUUCUGUGCGAUACACUACAAAGCGCUGAAAAUACGUGAUCAUACUAGCACAGCUAGAACGUCGAAGGAAGAAAGUAUAACUAGUGUCAAUUCUGCUGAUUUGGGAAAAAUCGUGAAUCUCAUGCAAGGAGACGCAUACAAUCUAUCAUUGCGUUUCUGGCAAGCGUCAACAGUGUUUGCUGCGACCGUUCGUUUAAUACUUUCAUUAGUAUUCCUUUACCGUGUGAUAGGAGUCAGCGCAUUUGCUGGAGUUGUCGUCGUCCUCGUGGCAUAUGCUUUGAAUUGGCCGUUAGCAAAGGCCAAUAUCCACAUUACCCGACAAAGCUGGAAGGCUAGAGAUGUGCGCAUGAGUGGUGUCAACGAGCUCUUCCAGAAUGUACGGUUUCUCAAACUCUACGGCUGGACGGGAACGUGGACGGACCGCGUGCUCGACAAACGCGAAAGGGAGCUUCGAUGGCGUGUAAAGGAGAACAUAUGUGCCGUCCUUAUAUCUUUUGUUUGGAUAUGGGUUCCGUCAGCCAUGGCUCUGUUCUCGUUCCUAUUCUACACAGUAGUCGCUGGUGGCCGCUUGACUGUAUCUAAAACGUUCACGUCUUUGGCACUAUUUUCGUUCCUUCGUGGACCUAUGUUGGAAUUGCCAGACCAAUUGUUCUCGUAUCUUCAUGCUUAUGUGUCCUACCAACGAAUAAAUGGUUUCCUCAAAGAAGAAGAAGUAUCAGAUUGGACCUCUACUCUUAAGCACAUACCUGUCCCUUGGGACAAGGAACCUGAAAUGAUUGGAUUUAAGGAGGCAUUGUUCGAGUGGUACGGAGUGUCCGAGGAAUUGGAUACACGAGAGCGAUUUAGACUUGGGCCUUUGAACAUAAAUUUUCCUUUAGAAAAGUUAACCUUGGUCACUGGCAGUACCGCCUCAGGAAAAUCUGCCUUGCUUAAUGCACUGCUUGGAGAGCUUUCUCUCCUGGGCGGUGAAGUGUCUAUAAAAAAGAGCGACCACUUCCUUGCGUACUGUGCACAGAAUCCAUGGCUUGAACAUGCUACUAUUCGUGAUAACGUCAUCUUUAAAUCCAAUCGAGGAUACGAUGAACAGAGAUACAACGCUGUUGUUGAAGCAUGCGCUUUAUUGCAGGAUCUUAGCAUGUUCGAGGCUGGGGAUCUGACCGAAAUUGGCGAGAAGGGAGUGACGCUAUCGGGUGGGCAGCGAGCACGCGUUGCUUUGGCUCGUGCAUUGUACUCGGAUGCAAAGUGUAUACUCCUUGAUGACCCACUCGCUGCAGUUGAUAUGCACACUGCUCGGCACAUCGUUGAGCAGUGUCUCAGGGGUGACCUCAUGAAAGGCAGGACCGUGAUUCUCGUUACACACCAUAUCUCCAUAUGUUUACCCGUGGCAUCAUAUAUUGUCGAGCUCUCUGGCGGUAAGGUUAUCAGACAAGGAACAGUGACGGAAUUGCAAGACUCUGGACAGUUGAAAACGGUAUUAGACACAGAGGAUGACACAACGUCUGACAAGGACGAGUACUCCGAUGAGACCAUCGUGGAACAGGAAAAUGAAGCGGAUGAAGUGGAUGCUGCAGCAUGCGACAAGUCUCAAAAGUCGUUGAUAAAGGGCAAACUCGUUGAAGCAGAAUAUCGCGCGGAAGGACGGGUAUCACUAGUGACGUACAUGAGCUAUGUCCGAGCGGCGGGCUGGAUCUCAUGGACGUUAACGCUUAGUUUGAUGAUCCUAAUUCGGCUCAUCCAAGUUGUCAAUGAUCUGUUCCUUGCAAACUGGUCAGAAGCUUUUGAAAAUAUGCCAUCGGAGCGUAUUCGACUCAGGAUUCAAAAUGCAUUUGACAUAUUCGUAACAGCGAAGCCGCCUUAUCCUCUUGAUCGGCUUCCUUCACCCAAUGAUGACACGAAACCUUGGCUAUUUGUUUAUUUGGUGAUCUCGGUUGCUAGUGCGAUCGUCACUUUAGCAUAUAUCUCUUUAGGAUAUUAUGCCAGUUUGCAAGCGUCCAGAAAACUUUUUACAGGAAUGCUGACGCGUCUAUCCAGAGCACCGGCUCGAUUUUUCGAUGUAACACCUUUGGGUCGAAUACUCAAUAGGUUCUCGACGGACAUCAACGCCGUGGAUGGAGUCUUGCAGCAGUCAGCACGCUCGGCAAUAACAGGAGUGCUUGAAUUCUUAGCAUCGUUCUUAUUUAUCGUCGGUAUUAUUCCCAAGUUUGCUCCGUUUGCUGUCUUCGUCGCUUGGUUGUACAUCCGAAUCGCACCUCCUUACAUCCGAGCAGCCAGAGACCUCCGUCGCCUAGAAUCAGUGUCAAUAUCUCCUGCAUUUUCAGGCUUCGAUGAACUACUGAGGGGAAUUACACAUGUUCGGGCAUUUGGAAUGGAACACAAAUAUCAAGAGUCUUUUUACAAAAAGGUCGACCUCUUUCAAGGAUUUGAUCACGUCUAUUGGUUGGUCGCUGGUUGGCUCAGAUGGCGUUAUGACUGCCUGGGAUCCGUGGUGGUUUUCCUAACAACCAUAUUUGCACUUUGGAGCGGUGCUUCUGAUGGGUUCACUGCAAUUGUCAUUGUUCAAGCCGGCGUAUUCGCAGAGGCAUCGAGGCAGCUUGUCAGAGUAUUGGCUCAACUGGAGCUUGAUUUCAAUUCAGUCGAGCGAAUAGGCGAAUACCUGGAAGCGCCUCAAGAAGCACCUGCCAUAGUGCAUGAAAAGCGACCACCAGCAUAUUGGCCGUCAUCUAGUGGAAAGCUUGUCGUUGAAGACCUUGUAGUUCGUUACGCUCCAGACCUCCCUACUGUUCUCAACAACCUCAGCUUUACCGUGAACCCAGGGGAAAAAAUUGGCGUCGUGGGCAGGACAGGUUCAGGUAAAACUACUCUGGCAUUGACCCUUUUACGUGUGGUCGAGCCUUCCAGUGGGAGAAUAUUGCUUGAUGGAAUCGACAUCGGGUCCAUUGGAUUGGAAGACCUUCGCACGAAAAUUACGACAGUUAGUCAAGACGUUUCGUUGUUCACAGGCAGUAUCCGAAGUAAUCUGGACCCAUUUGGCGAGCACUCUGAUCUUGAUUGCAUAGACGCCUUGGAGCGAUGCCACAUCAACAAACGAGAUGCGGAUGGAAGGGACGUCGCAUUUCUUGACACAAUGAUCGGUCCGACCGGGUCGCUGAGCGCUGGGGAAAGGCAACUUAUUGCACUUGCAAGAGCAAUUUUACGACGUUCACAGGUGAUAAUCAUGGACGAGGCUACAUCACAGAUUGAUACGAAUCUCGACGACAAGAUACAAAGGACUAUCAGAGAAGAACUGUCAGGUGCAAUGGUCAUCACCAUUGCUCACCGCCUCAAGACUAUUAUUGACUACGACCGCGUCUUAGUUCUUGGGGAGGGUGGUCGUAUUUUGGAGUUUGAUACGCCUCGAAAUCUAUUUAAGAAACCAGACAGCGCAUUCAGGGAGAUGUGUAAGCGAAGUGCAGACUGGGACGAAUUGAAGAGCAUAGUUGAGGGAUCUGAAUCGGCUUAGAGGCUGAAAACUUUAUUCCGCAUAGCUUGAUGCAAAAAGGAAUGAGCUCAAUGUAAAUAUAGAAAUGAACCCAAUGAAAUUAAAUGCAGUGGUAUGUCAAGCAAUCAUUCUCGCUUAAUGUUACAGAGGCGUCUCCCUUGCGCCGCGACCCGAGUGAUUGUCACCAAGUCUACUUUGAUGUUCCGAGGAACCCUUAAUUCGACGUUGCACGUGUGAAUGGAGUGGUCGCGAAUCCGACACGCUUGUUUGCGGUGUCAAAUACUGAGUAGAAGCGCUCGAGGAAGGCGAAUCCGUUGAUAAAGUCAAGUCCGGAACCGGAGUUGCUGCCAACGUCGUUCACAAUGAGGUAGACGCUGUUCGAGUUUCCGCCUAUAGCAGAGUUAAGCGAACGAGGCCAUGCCUGAGCAUUUGCAGUAAGCUCGAAAGUGGCACCACCGGUCGUGAAGAAUAAACUCUGAAGGCUAUUGAAUUGAGCCGUAGUCAGGCGCAGCAGGCCCGUGGUGUUAUCUUCUACCGCGCCUGUAGCGGAUCGGUACUUGUUAAACGCGUCCGUCGCAAUCAAGACGAGAGUCGUGCCAGUGUCGACAAUUCCAGCCGUGGUAGAAAGAAUGGUCGUGCCACCAUACUUGAUACUCUGGUUGAUACCCCAGAACUCGGACGCGGGACUUGUGCUGGUGAUAGGGGUGAAAGUAAUGGAUCCAGUGAAUUUCGAGCUGUCCGUUCCUCCAAAUGUCAGCUCGCCAUUGUUGGCAACCUGUUGUGUCGUUGGCUCGAACGAAAUACCGAUUUCGUUCGCGCUAAUCACUCCCUGACUGAAAAGGUUGUCCGUCACAGUGGGGAUCGUCGAACGAGUGUCUGGGCUCAAAGUGCCGACGGUGAGGUCUACCGGUCCUAUACCCAAGAUGCCGUCCACCCCAUCAAAGCCUUGAGAUGUGGAGGCCACUCCAAUACUCUGCUUAUUAAUAGUAAGCCCGCUUCCAAGAGAUACUGUGUCGGUAAAUUCUGUCCCGCUGAAAGAUCCCGAGCCAUAGGUGACAGACACGCUGUCUUUGGUCUGUGUGCUAGUGCUGGUCUUCGCAUAGGACUUCCCAGCUCCGACCCAGGUGUUUGAACUCCCCGUAUCGAUCAACAAAGAAUAGGUGGUAGCUGGGCUGCCAACCCCAACAGACGCAACGUAGGUCACGGCCUGGUUUUGUACGCCGACACUGAUGACAGCAUCCUUCUGAAGCCUGCCGGACGAACGAGCUUCACCAAUUGUGCGCAGCGCAGCAGCUCUAGCCUGGUCAUUCUUAAGAAUAUGGCCCAUGCUAGUCACAUUGACCUGUCUCGCGAUGGGCAGACGAACGAGGUUGUCGCGCACGACAACCGGGUUCGCCGAGACGGUGAAAGCAAGGAGAAGAAUUGAGAGGAGCGACGAAAAGGCGAACAUGCUGGUUUGCACAGGAGUGAAGGGAGCCGGGGAGACUGGGCAUUGAACAGCUUCAUUAGGGGCUAUUUAUGCGCUUGACUGGAGAGGAGACGAAGGCAGAGAAGAAGCUACAACACGGAAGCACGAUUUCAUCAUCCCGGUGGAUUGGUAUUGUAACCAAAGUCUCCGCAUGUUGCAAGAAGUCUAUCGCAACCGUAUGACGGGAACAUUGCUAAAUAUAACUCCUUGUUCUCUCCUCACGCGACAUGCUCAACUCGUCUGGGAAGGCGCUCAUCUCCCAGCCUAGCGCAGCUCGACACGUCAACAGCAAGGUACGGGUUCCGACUGCCUCCGUUUCCAAAGUAGGCUUGAGAUGCAUUUAGAUGUUUUGCUCCGCCAUAUAUCCUUUCCUUUUUCAUAUGUCGCGAAAAACAUUACAUUCUUGGCUUCGGUCCGCAGACUGAACAGACCAAAAGCAUCCGGAUGCUCGACCCACGGCGUCCGGAAAGCGCAGCCAAGACAACCCGGAAAGAGUCGAGAGCCUACCGGGUUGCAACUGUCUUCCACCACUGCCAAAAGUCCAUCUAGGCAGUGCAGAACUUCUAUGUAAACCUGCGCCGCAGCAACUUUGAAAACGCAUGGUCCCCUCGGUGGGCGUCAUCCAGAACCAAAAGUGCGACUUGCAUAUCUCAGAGAACCACGUGGAAUUGCGCGAAGUUAUUCGCCUUGAUGAUUCGCGGCU